AUGGGCAGCACUGAAGAAGACCCAAACAAGCCCUUAUCUCUUUACGAACCUUCUUCUCCAUCUCAGCCUCUUCUUUCCAAACCCCCAAUUGAAGAACACACUUCAGUCCCAUCUCAACCCGACCCGCAAGAACCCGACCCGGUCCAAUUCAUACAGAUCAAUUACAAUUAUGGUCCCAGACCUUUCAAGGACCUACCUUUUCUCAUCCUUUUCGUUGUCUUUGUUAUCGCAACUUUUGCCUGGGGUAUAUUCUCAGUUUGUAAUAAAAAUUCUAGCUUUACUAGUGUGUCAUCUUAUGCUUAUAAUUCUACUUCAGGAUCUUGUGUUGAAGAGUCAGCUUCAGUUUCUAGCAACUGGGGUUCUGUCAAUUUUACCUUUUUAUCAUUAAGUUCUAGUUUUUCUAAAGAUUUGACAUGGACCCUUGUUUUGACUUUGAUUUUAAGCGUGCCCAUUUCUUUUUUACUCCUUUUGCUUCUCAAACGUUACACCAAACAGAUUGUGUACAUUUCGCUUCCGUUCUUCGUUAUUGUGCCCAUUUUUUUAAAUGUUUAUUGGUUUGUUGCGUGUACUGUUAGUUCUUCUUGUAGUGAUGUAUUCCCUUUGGCGUAUAGAAUUUUAGUGCUUGUGUUUGUGUUCUUGAUAAUUGGAGUUAUUGUUUGGAUAUUUGUUGCCAAUUGGCAUAGAAUUGAGUUGACUAUUCAGAUCAUUGGUGUUGCUUCUGAUGCUUUGUCUCAGAAUUUGGGCUUGUUUGUGGCGUUACCGUUGUUGACUCUAGGAUUGAUUAUUUAUUAUGCGCCCAUUAUUGUAUUCUUGGUGUUUGCAAGAUUUAAUGGGAAAAUUGUGGCGAAAGAAUCAAGUGGAGAGUAUGAAUGUGUGUGGAAACAAGAUAGUUGGGUGCCUGCCUACUUUGCGGUUGCGAUUCUUACCAUGUUGUGGUCGUUGAGUGCAAUGGUUGAAGCACAGGCUUAUGUGAUAAGUGGGACUAUUGCACAGUGGUAUUUUUCAAAGGAGGAUUCAAAACCUAGGCGAAGUAUAAGAAGUUCUUUGAGGAAUGCAUUUGGUCCCUCCUCUGGCACUGUUUGUCUAUCUGGACUACUUAUAUGUGCAGUACGUAUAGUCCGUGCUGCUGUUGAUAGUGCAAGACAAGAAGAUGUUCCUGGAUUUGUGAUCCUUAUUCUGCGUUGCUGUGUAAAUGCCUUAUUGUCAGCUGUAGAUUUUCUUAACAAGUUCACCAUCAACUUUGCAGCAAUAACGGGUGAAGCUUACUGCACAUCCGCAAGAAUGACUUAUGAACUUCUAAAGCGUAACCUUCUCUCUGCUGUUUUUGUGGAGACUGUCUCAACUCGUUUGUUAGCUGGGAUUAUUUUUGUCGUUUCGGCAAUAUAUACAAUUGCGGUCUGUGCUAUCUUAAAGGGAGCGACCAAACUUGGUGCCGAAGCAUACUUUGUGGGGUUUCUUGCAUGGGUGCUUCUAAUCAUGGUGCUGGGUUUCUUUGUCCAUGUCUUGGACAAUGUUAUUGAGACAGUUUACGUCUGCUAUGCCAUAGAUAGAGACAAAGGGGAGGUCUACAAACCGGAGGUGCACGCGGUUUACGUUCAUGUACCUCUCAGUAGGAACCAUAGAACGACUUUCGUACCCACUACUCUUGGUGUAUAAACUUCCUUUAGUUCCAGUUGUGUACUUGAACACCAUUCAUGUGUUGUUAUUAAUCAUUUGUUCUGUGUGUAAGGUAGAAUUGCCCCUGGGCAAACUGUGCAUACUUUCAGUUGCCACAUUGUACAACUUAAAAGAAGCAAAAUUAUAAUAAACUUGGAGCCUUUCAGUCCCUCUCUCAUUUCUCUCUUUAAUGUAAUGAGACCACUCUGCCAUUUGUUUAUGUUAUUUGCUCAUGUCACAAUCGAUGGCUUGAUCAGAUUGUUUUAAGUAAAAUCAGUGGCUCCGGUGGUGGGUAAAAUAUUUGUGCUCUAGGUUCAUUUAGGGUUAGUUUUAAAC
Molecule: messenger RNA, 1992 nt
Organism: Pistacia vera
Lineage: Eukaryota; Viridiplantae; Streptophyta; Magnoliopsida; Sapindales; Anacardiaceae
Product: CTL-like protein DDB_G0288717
Exons: 3
Coding region: 1-1656 (551 amino acids)
Biological process (GO): transmembrane transport
Cellular component (GO): membrane
Molecular function (GO): transmembrane transporter activity
Source: RefSeq, a predicted model, not a curated record